AUGGUAAUAAAUGAAGAUGUCCAUUUUGAUGAGCUUCUGUCCGUGCUAGUGCCUCUGGCAACGAAUGCUGCCCUGCAGCUCAAUUCCAGCUAUGUUGCCGGGGAGGUUUUUGAAAGUAUCGAAACCAUCAACGGCAGCGAUUUAUACAUUUAUAACGGCAAGGAACUGGACUUGGAAUCAUCUCCAACGUCGGUGACACCCACAACAAUGCGUGGUACGAUUGAUAGCAAUGAGGAAACGGUCUCAACCGUAAUACGAUCGGCUGGAGCUGCAACGACUCCGAUGACACUAUCGAAAAGAAACGUAUCGCGCAUAAUUGCAGAUGUACCCAUUUGGGUGAUACCCUGCUAUAGUAUCAUUCUACUCUGCGCUGUGAUUGGCAAUUUGCUGGUGGUGCUCACUCUGGUUCAGAAUCGCCGCAUGCGUACCAUUACCAAUGUCUUUCUACUCAAUCUGGCCAUCUCUGAUAUACUGUUGGGUGUGCUCUGCAUGCCCGUGACUCUAACUAACACUCUCCUACGCAACUUCAUCUUCGGUGAAUUCCUCUGUAAACUCAUUCAAUUCGCUCAAGCCGCAUCGGUAGCUGUCUCCUCAUGGACUCUGGUAGCUAUAUCCUGCGAACGCUACUAUGCUAUCUGUCAUCCACUAAGAUCUCGCACAUGGCAGACCAUUAAUCAUGCUAACAAGAUUAUUGCAUUCAUAUGGUUGGGAAGUCUCCUAUGCAUGACACCAAUUGCGGUUUUCAGCCAGCUUAUGCCAACAAGUCGUCAAGGACUUCGCAAGUGCCGAGAGCAGUGGCCAGCCGGUUUCAUUGGCUACGAGCUAUGGUAUAACAUCUUCUUGGUCUUAGCCCUGCUCGUUCUGCCACUGCUGGCGUUAAUUUUAGCUUAUCUCUUUAUCACACGAACUCUUUACGUGAGCAUGCGCAACGAGCGGGCCAUGAAUUUUGGCAACAGCAGCCCCGACGUCGGCCUAUCCAGUGGCAGCAGCAAUAAUAAAAGCUUCAAUGCUCCACGUAGACCCUAUGGCAAUUCAAAUCAAGUGCAGCGUGGUUCAGAGCCCAUGGAAAUUGAUAGUGCAGCCCAAUUGGAUUUCCUCCAACAGCAACAGUUUGGAGCACCCCAAUACUAUUAUGGUAAGUUUAUGUGA
Drosophila innubila is the source of this 1149-nucleotide messenger RNA. Its product is annotated as cholecystokinin receptor-like. The record is from RefSeq and is a predicted model, not a curated record. Lineage: Eukaryota; Metazoa; Arthropoda; Insecta; Diptera; Drosophilidae. Gene Ontology annotation, biological process: neuropeptide signaling pathway. Gene Ontology annotation, molecular function: gastrin receptor activity; neuropeptide receptor activity. Gene Ontology annotation, cellular component: membrane.